ACAAUUAAAUACAUUCGAAAUGCAUGUAAUCAAAAGAUUAACAUAAAAAUGUACUAAAUAUGCACACUAACCACAAUGACAAAAUACUUGUAGUAGCUGGGCGAUCAAGAUAUGCUAAUAUUUUUCUUUAACUUAUACUCCGCCUAAAUCAAUCUACACGUGGUGAUUCAAACAUCUGUUCGUUAUUUAUGCAAAUAAAGUCUACAGAAGUUUAUUGCAUCCUGAGCAAUACGUUAUCUUUAAAGUACACGUAUACUAUAUUAGUUAUCUCUAAAUGACAGCAAGUAACGGUAAGUUUCUCUUUAAUAAGAUUCAUUCAUCGAUGUGCUCAGCGAUCUAGAACAUUAUUUUUUAAACUGUCUUACAAGUCAAAGAUUCUUACUGGUUAGAUUUCAGAAAGGGGUGGAGAUUUUGUUUUUAAAAAAAUGACAAAACAACUUUCAAAUAACUAUCAAUGGAAAUAGGUAAUCAAAUUCUUGCAUUAUGAGUCGAUAAUAAACAAAAGGUAAAAGUUGAAAGCCCUCGAACAUGACUUCCGACUUGACUAACACUGGGAGGUAGAUAUAAGAUAAAACCCACAACGGAUCUGAACACGGGGUGCCCAAAGCAUCGACGACAGUGAACGGAUUUUUAGACAUUAACUUAUGAUAUAAACAUCAUUUAACAAGUACUUUAUUUUCUUUUAACCGUUUUCGCGAUAUAUCCUUUUUGCACGCAUUUGUUUUAUCUAACCUUUACCUUAAGUGCGUAUCUCGUUUUCCGACAACCCUAACCAUGAUUGGUUCGGCACGGUCUUUGCAGCAUAUAAUACCUUGUAUAAUUUAUACUGGUCUUCUUAUUUUUAUUUCAAUGCAACUUUGCAAUGGAAUGCCAGUGGAUAUUUCUGUGGAACGAUUAAAUGAGGGUUUUUUGCCACCGGAAUCCUCCGAAAAAACUGAGGCUUUUGAUCCAUUGGAAAUCAAUGAUGGUCAAUCCUUGGAUGCCAAACUUAAAAUUAUGAAGCUUCUAUCGGAAUUGGAAAAAGAAAUGGAAGAGAAGUUUCGUAGAAGAAAGAAUCAUACAAAGAUUAAUGCAACAGCUACACCUAUAAAAGCGGCUCCCUACAUUUUUGAGGGCGAUAUUAUUUUACAACCAGAACAAGCGUUGGAAAUUGUUGAAAGGGGAAAACGUCGACAAAAGCGCAAGCUGCACGCCAAAAAGGUUUAUUUGUGGAAAUUACCUAUAUGGUACACCUUUCACCCUAAUGAGUAUAAUAAGAUGGAGGAGAAUAGUAUUCUAGAAUCCAUUAUCAUCUUGGAGAAACUAACUUGUAUCAAGUUUAAAAAGAUAGAUUAUCAUCUGCUUCUCAACAGUACCUUCCAGUUGGCAAAUCAAAACAAUGUCACCAUAAACUUCACCAAAGAUAUGGGGUCUGGUUUCAGUUGUUGGUCCUAUAUCGGAAGACGCGAGGCACAUAAUGGUGUUCAAGCUUUGUCGGCAGCCCCUAAUUGUAUGGUUAACGAAGGUUCCUUGUUACAUGAAUUGGGUCAUGUAAUUGGAUUUUGGCAUGAGCACUCCCGGCCUGACAGAGAUAGUCACAUUAACGUGGAAAACGAUUCAAUAGAAGAAGGGAAAUUAUUCAACUUUUACAAAAGCAGCUGGCAGAAUGUGGAGACGAAAAACGUCAGCUACGAUGUCAGCUCUAUAAUGCAUUAUUCUGCCACCGCAUUUGCCGCUGUUCAGGGUGGUGGAACAUUUGUGAAGCCGACACUUAUUGCAAGGGAUGUCCGCCUUCAACGUGCCCUUGGUCAAAGACAGGAGUUUUCUUUUUAUGACGCAAAGCUUGCAAACUUGGCUUACUGUCAGGACGUGUGUGAUCCUUCACUUUUGGCUAAAACUUGCCUCCACGAUGGUUACCAGGAUCCCAAAAACUGUUCCAGAUGCCGCUGUGCAGACGGACUAGGGGGAGACUACUGCGAAAAUGUUCAAAUACAUCCUCAAAGUACCGUGAAAAGCGGAGAAAUCUUUGUUUCCGAUAAACCAAUAAUGAUUUCUGCAUAUACAACGAGUGAUUAUAGGAAAGGGACAAAAUUAUCCUGGCUCUUUAAGACUGAGCCGAACAAAAACAUCAAACUAACUUUUAAAGGAGAUUUCAUGAUGUAUUAUAAUUGCACAGAUGACCCUAAUGAAAAGUGCCGGGAUUAUGUUGAAGUUCGGUAUUACCACAAUCUAGCAAAUCCCGGAGCAAGAUUUUGUUGUUUCAAUAAAAAUGACAAAACCCCUCCCCUCUUGUCAGAGGGAAAUCAGAUGCUGGUGUUGAUGCGCGCUUUUGGAGAUGGUAAAAAAGGCUUCGAGGCGGAGGUGGUUUCAGAAUAUUGCGGAGGAUAUGGACAAAAUAGCCGUAGGGAUCAGUCGUAUAUGCCUUGUUCCCGCCUUAUUAAGGAGACUUGUCAACAAGUGUGGGAGGAGAGGGAGGAGGUGUCCUGUAAAACCUGGUACACUUGGGCUCCUGACUGCAAAACAGAAGUAAUGGUAAAGAAAUCCCGACCUGCUUUGUGCCCUAGAUCCACAUAUUACUGCUCUGAUGGGUUCUUCUUUGAUGGUCAAUUAUGCGUUGGAUUAACCAGUACCUUCACAUUACCACCCUCUCAGACGACUCACACGGUCACUUUUCAGGACAACAAACUAUCUUCAACCAGCAACGUUUUGUACGACGCCGUUGGCUGGACAAUAUGGUCAUCCUGGAGUGCCUGCAGCGCUACAUGCGGUGGAUGUGGAAUUCAAACAAGAGAUAGAACUUGUGAGGAUUCCCAACUAUGUGGGGGUAAAACUUACGAGAGAGAGGCAAAACAGUGCGGAUUACAGCCAUGCGAUAAAGAUAAAGUGUCGAACAAAUGUACUCGAGAAAUAGAGAAGCAGAAACUUUGUAGUCCUUUAUCCAUGGAUAUAUGCGUUACGACAUAUACAGAAACUUACGAUUGUUUCGGUACGUGUUGUGCAAAUUAUAAAAUUGAUGGAAACAGUUGUGUUCCAAUAAACAAAAGAUAGGAUUCAUUAAGAUGGAAAAGGGAUGCUAAACGCAAAGCGG
This is a messenger RNA of Saccostrea echinata, 3067 nucleotides long. Its product is annotated as zinc metalloproteinase dpy-31-like. Lineage: Eukaryota; Metazoa; Mollusca; Bivalvia; Ostreida; Ostreidae. Gene Ontology annotation, molecular function: metalloendopeptidase activity; zinc ion binding. Gene Ontology annotation, biological process: proteolysis; molting cycle, collagen and cuticulin-based cuticle. The coding region runs from base 775 to 3027 and encodes 750 amino acids. The transcript is spliced from 16 exons. The record is from RefSeq and is a predicted model, not a curated record.